Messenger RNA from Ruditapes philippinarum (Manila clam), 3098 nucleotides. RefSeq names its product sushi, von Willebrand factor type A, EGF and pentraxin domain-containing protein 1-like. The transcript is spliced from 16 exons. The annotation marks the transcript as partial. NCBI's taxonomy places the organism in Eukaryota, Metazoa, Mollusca, Bivalvia, Venerida, Veneridae. The record is from RefSeq and is a predicted model, not a curated record.
AGUAGGAGAACCUAAUACCGAUAAUAUUUUUUUAUCAUUUACAUGCCAAGUAAAAAAAACUGUACAUUUUGUGACGAAGGCGAUAAACGGAGUGGAUAUAUUGAUAUGUUGCUUCUAUUAUAUCUCUUGGUCGGGACAACACAGGCUGUUUCCACAUCAGAGACUGAUGUGGAUAGCCUGACCUCAGACUUGAAAGGAUGUCUGAUCGGAAAUCCGUCGGCGAUCAAAUCGUGUAGUAAUAAGGAUGGUAUUCCUGUUGAUAUUACGGAAUUUAGUCUUCUACAAAAGGGCAAUAUCUGCAUCUUUGAACAUGAAGAAUAUCCGGUUGUUUGUCAGAAUGGAAUGAUUACUCUCACAGCGGGUGGUAAUUUUACAAAAGAAGUGAGACGUGUUCAAAGAAAAAAGAGGAGGUGGUGGCAUGGCGCGAGACGAGUGUUUUGUCUUUUUAUUUGUGGCCGACACCAUCACAACUCUCACUCUCACUCUGAAGCCAACUCUCACUCUGAAGCCAAAUCCACCGCUGAAAUCCACUACUACCCUGAAGUCCGCUACUACCCUGCAGCACAAACUAAACCAAACAGACCCCCAACGAUCACUAAGCAUGCAACUUUAAAGGUUGGAACACCUAUAUACACAACACAAGGAAGUUCAAAAGCAAAAGUUUAUUGGGAUGAUCCAAGCAUCACGGAUCCAGAAGAAGGAACGUUAAUGAUCACUACUUCACCUAGCAAAUAUAGAAGUGGAGGCGAAUAUGCCGAAGGGACCUAUGUCAUAUAUUUCGUUGCAACAGACAGUGGAGGUCUUUCGGCAACUGAUUAUUUAACGUUUACAGUGAAAGUAUCUAGAUGCGGAUAUUUGCGAUGGCCAGAAAACGGCAACCUGAAUUGUAAUAGUACAGACAUAAUAUCAGGAACGAUCUGCAAUGUAUCCUGUAAACCAGGUUUCCAUCUUAGAGGUGCUAGUGAUAUGGUAUGUCAACAAAACGGAAACUGGCAACCUAGAAGCAUACCUGAUUGUGAACCAAUACAGUGCACAGGGUUACCAAACAUAACAAAUGGAAGAAUUAGUUGUUUCCAUAAUAAAAUGAUUUACGAUAAUAUUUGUGAAGUUAUUUGUGACGAAGGCUUUCGUGCGAUAGGAACUCAUUUGAUUAGUUGUAAUACUGAAGGCCAGUGGGGAGCUUUGCCUACAUGUAAAGAUAUUCUUCCUCCAAAAUUCUUAAAUGGAGAGUGUCCGGAUGAUAUGCAAGUUUUCAUUGAUUCAACCAAUUUUACGACUGCUGUAACUUGGGAUGUACCAAAAGGAACAGACAACUCAAAGGAACAAAUUAUAAUAAAAGAAGAACAUGGUUAUGUCCCCGGACAGCGUUUCAAGCCAGGAUCAUAUGUUGUAAAAUACAGUAUCGAAGAUCAAGAACAUAACAAGGGAGACUACUGUAAUUUCAGAAUUGAAGUUUUGUCCAUCAGUUGCGAACCUCCAGAUUUGUUGGUGCCACAUUUAGUGUAUGAAUGUCCAGAUUCAUAUAGACUUGGGGCGUCUUGUUCUCUCCGUUGUAAAUCUGGAUAUCCUUUGGGUGGUGCAAAUCAAAUUCAUUGUCAACUUAAAACAAUGAGUUAUCCACCAGCAGCACACUGGAAAUGGAAUGAUGGGAGCCUAAAACCAUUUUGCAAAGAAACGAAUUGUUCUAGAGCUGUUCUUCAUAAGCCCAAAAAUGGUGCACUUGCUUGCAGUGAAUGGACGCAUGGUCAAAUGUGUCAAAUGCAAUGUGAAUCUGGCUAUGAUAUACCCAACAUAGGGUUUGGGUUUUUUGUAUGUGGAAAAUCGAAUGGUCAAUGGAGACCAACGAAUAGUGUGCCGGAUUGCAGUGUGAAAAUGGACGUCGCAUAUAUACAUCUACCUAGCAAGUUUUACUAUUAUACUGGACACUGUGACAGCUCCGUAGCAAACAUGAGACAAAUUAAAGAUAAUUUUAUACAAGCUUUAAACCAAUCAAUGUUUUUUGAAGCUUGUCUUGGCGUUCCGGAAUGCCGAGCAGAGUAUGUGGGUGUCACGUGCGGUCCUAUUUCCGGACGCCACAGACGCGAUGUUAGUACAAACAUGCAUUCACUAGCAUAUGAAGUACAGUUUGAAAUUGUAGCAACGUUUCAAAACAUUGCCGGAAAAAGCACCACGGACGCUGUUUCCGAAAAUAAAGAACGACUGUACAAUAUGUCAGACAUCAUCCAAAAAGAAGUUAGCAAAGGUCUCUUCGACUUAAACAUAACAGACACCCAUGUUAAUAGCAAUUCUUUCAGUCCUGGACAACCAGUUUUGAAAUGUCCACCGGGAACAACACCUAGGGAGUCAUCUGCGACUUGUGUUGGAUGUCCUAAAGGAAACUAUAUGGAAACACACGGCGUAUGUGAAAAAUGCCCAAUUGGCACUUACCAAAACAAUACUGAUGCCCCAAAAUGCAUCCCUUGCCCUGCAAAAUCAAAUACAACAGAGACAGGAUCCGAUGAUAUUGGAAUGUGUCUUGGGUAUUGUAUGGAAGGCCAGUUUUCCCAGAACGGACUUUCACCAUGUAUAAAAUGUCCAGUAAAUUCGUACCAACCUAAAAUGAUGUCAACACAAUGUUUAAGGUGCAAGACAGGUACAAUGACGUUAAAAGAUGGCGCAACAGCAGCCGAUCAAUGCAUAGAAUACGAUGUACGACUAGGGGCAGGAAAAACAACACUGAGAAGAAAUAUUACUGCUGAUACGAUGACAUUAUACAUGUGGGUUUACCCAAUUAAAACAGCAAAUUUUAAUACAAGCCUGACGUCCGUACGAUUACUUGGAUCUGAAAGUUCUGGACCGUCAAAACAUAUUGAACUGUUCCCAGUUUCAUGUUUACGACAAAAUGGAAUCUUUCAUGAUAAGAAUAUAAUUCCACUUGCGAAAUGGACUAACAUAGUACUUACUUUAGAUAUACAUGCAAAUGUGCUGUCCAUGUAUAUAGAUGGGAAAUAUGUGUGUCAAAACUCUUCCAUGAUGUCAUCAAAUUUUCAACAUGUCCUAAAUAAAUCACUCGAAUUUUAUGGAGGUAAGACUACUGACAAAUAUAUUUCAAAUAAUUU